GGAUUCUAUGAAGAAGUGAACCAAUGGCCGCGCCGAGGCGGAGACCCGUAGAGGCAUAUUGCUGCAAAUUGCGACAUCGUGUUCGUCUGCGCACCAGUAGGAUCUCAUCAAAUAGUAUCGAAGAGCCAGUACUCUCACUGUCACUAAACUGCAGCUAAAACUUACUAUGUCUAAUAUGGCGGUUCACAUCUUCGAAGGAUGACACGCAGCGCCUAUUUCUUGGAAAAGAAAGAAUAAACCAUAAUAACGCCGGGAACGAUUUUCUACGAAGAGAUGCUACACGAGGGCCGGCACUAGGACACCUUCGAACCCUGGAAGUAGACAAAAACUUGAAUAGAUUUUGGCUUUGCGUCAGCGAAACUUGAAGUAAGAGGACUAUUACCAUGGACAACAUGGACUUCAGUUUGAUGUGGCAGUUAUCGGCGGCGCGUCCUGGUGAUUGCGUGAUAUUGUUACCGAUGCAGUGGUGCGAGAGCCAGCGGCCAGACAGCACGAGUUGGUCCUGACGAGAAAAGUGGUGCUAGUAUUCUGGGCGGCGACAUCAGAAAUUGAUAAACGGGGAACCGGUCAGCGACACGUAAGUCAGAAACUGCCAAGGCGCAUUCGUGCGAGCUACACGAACCCCGCCUGGAGAGCAGCACGGACUUGUUUCUCCACACUGCAUUCUGGAACCAGCUCCACGCGCCAACAUCAAAUUCCUUGUGCGUUAAAAACGGUGAUAAGCUUUUUAGGUCAUUCAUCUACGCGAAGAUGUUCCAGCGUUUUUUCCAGGAGCAUGUGAUGGGCAACAAGGUGCUCAACAGCUCCUACAAGCUGGAGAAAACUCCCUCUUGCGAGGGUCUCGACGUGCGAUGGACCUGCUGUCCCGCGACCCACACGGACCGUCCGACCGAACCGCUUACCGUGUUUCUGUUUGAGAAAAAGCUCCUUGACAAAAACCGGCAGAAGGACGCGGUAUCAGGGACUACAUGCGCAACUGAUUAUUUUCUUAUGCGAAAGUAGAAGUACAGUAGGCACCUAACUGCAAUAAAAUAGUUUGUUUUCCGGCACAAAAGCCGUCGUCUCCCUCUAGUUGACUCUUCUCUACCUCUGGCAGCAGCUCUAGUCUAAGCCAGUAAAACUGACGUAGUUUUCAGAGCGAUGUAUUUUCGUAGCUCUAAUGUCGGACGUGCCGAGGCAGAAGCAGAGUUCUACUUGACCGAUGAAUUUAUCCACUGACACUAACUUAGGUCCUCGAAUGUCUUCGGAGGGAUGCACAGAUGCUGCAGCGCCUGCGACACCCCAACAUUCUACACGUCUUGGAACCUCUCGUGGAGGAGAAACUGACGCUUGCAUUCGCCACGAGGCACGUGAAAACGAAUUUGGCGACUCUGCUGGAAAAGGUGUAGAGUUUUUUUACCUGUUGAUGACAUGCAUAGUGUGAUAAUCAUACCAAGUACAGUUUUGCAAGAGCGGGAACGAAUGAGGCGAAGCACACAAUCUGUGGAGCCCACUUCGGUGCUGGAGGCGUAGACGAUGCGAAUUUCAUCUCCUCAAAAAUGCAAACAAAACGCACUACAGAACGCGAAGGAGCUGACUGCUUUGGAAAUGAAAUGCGGGCUGCUCGACCUCGCUGAGGCCAUUCGUUUCCUGCACCAGGACGCGAAGACUGCGCACCUCGGCGUGCAGCCCUGUAACAUCUUUGUGUCCGAGCAAGGACGGUGGUUCCUCGGCGGAUUUUCUUAUGCGCAGCAAGGCAUCACGAAGGGAACCGCUGUCGAUACGACUUUCGGGUUUCUUGCAGACGAUAUCACGCAAAUGGGGGCGGAUCCCUCGCUGAAGUAUUGCGCGCCGGAAAUCACCGCACAACGCAAAUUCGGCUUGGAGUCCGACGUUUUCUCGCUCGGGCUGAUUGCGUACGAAGUGAUGUCGCUUGGGGAGAAAAGACCGCUGCUGGCUGCGGUAUGAUCUACUGCAACGAGCCAGAUUUUGUCUUUUUUAGUAUAUAGAAUCGCAUGCGUUUUGCUUCUCCUUCUCGUUUGUCAACUUGCCAGAAAUAAUGUCGUUUCGAUGAUCUGUAGCACUAUCUACAGAAAGGAUGCAUUUCAUACAACAAACACCCAGCUCGGGCGGUACGACAGGAAUGGGCACCAGUCGAAGCUCCAGCAGCUUCUCCCACUCAAGGACCUGCACGCCAAGGUCCCACCGGAGCUGGUUUCCAUCCUGUGUGGCAUGCUUGCGCCGAACCCGGAGCACCGCAUCGAUAUCAGCGCCUUUCUACAAUCGGAGUUCUUUCAGGACAUCCACAUCAAGGCUUUGCGGUUUUUAGAGACUCUGUCGGAAAAGGACGAUGCGCAGAAGGCACAGUUCCUGAAGGGCUUCAAGAACCUGCUGGAGCAGCCGGCGAGUGCGUUGACCGCGGAUAGGAUUGUAGAGAUUGCCUUGUUGUUUUUGUCUUUUUCAUUUUCAACAUAAAUUUGUUCGGGAAAAGGACAAAAAACAUUUUUUUCAGGGAACUGUUGCUUUUUGGGCAGGGCGCAUCACAGAUUAUUUUCUGUCCACUUAUCACAACAGCUCCGCGAAAGGGUUCUGCCCCAGCUGGUCCGCGCUCUAAACUACCCGCCUUUGUACGGUCACGUGCUGCAGUGCAUUCUGGUGUGCCUCAAGCGACCGAAUCUUCUCACCCCAGAGCAGUUUCAGGUUCGAAGUCUACAUGAAAAUGUUCUCAUAUUGAACGUAUUUCUACUUUAUGCCAUGGAAAUAUUACAAAGCUAUUCCAGUACCGAUGUCUGGUAUGAGUGCGACCCAGCAGCAGGAAUAGCAGAAACAGAAAGCAUUUGAUAAGGCCGUUUCUGAACAUUAUCACAGGAGAAAGUGUGGCCAGGGAUGCGCGCUCUUUUCUCGGCGAAGGAGAUCCCGAUAGAAGCUGUGACGGACUUGAUUCGGAAUUUGGAUCUGAUCAUGCAGCUGACCGCAACCAGCGAGGCAAACGCGGUAUAGCUAACUUGAUGCUUUUUUCCCUUUUGUCCUAGCCUUUUUGCAUAAAGACAAGUUUCAUCUUCCCACGACGACAGACGGACCCAUUCAAGAAUGAUGACAGCCAAUCUUUCCUCCCAGAUUCUGCUCCCCUUUCUACUUCGCUGUCUCGAGCUUCCCGAGCCGACGAUCGCGCAGACCGCUCUGGAAAAGAUCCCGCAGCUGCACGAGAAAUUUGAGUACCGGCACAUCAAAGACCAAAUCCUGCCCCGCAUGCUCGCCGUUUUGCUGCGCAACGAGUCUACGCUGAAGGCCCGGUAUCAACUGCAAAAAUGUCUGGGUCUGGAAGGAUGCGAGCUUGUGAUGCGUGUUGCGGAUCAUACAAAAAUCUCUGUUGCAUGACUUGCAAAAGUCCCCCAUUUCUAGCCAUGCCGGCGGGGCAUUGAUUUCUCAUGCAGAAUAGGCAUCACCAAGGGGCUGCAGAAUCUGUGAUGCUAGGCCCUGCAAUACAGACUUGGUGGAGCUUGGAAAAACUGCAUGACAAACCUCGGAACUUUCCAGACCCAGACAUUUUUGCAUGUAAUACCCGGGUGCAAAUUUUGAUGGGCAUCAACGCGAUGUUCGCGGUGUUUGAUCGGUCCACCAUUUUGGAGACCAUCCUGACCGCCUGCGAGCGCGUGCAGAAGAUGGAGCGGGCGCCGGCGCUGUGCAUGGUGCUGCUUUCUACCUACGACGCCAUGAGCAAGUUUCUCGGGCCGCGCGAAACCGCGACGAAAAUCUUGCCCUUGGUGUGCCCGUUGCUCGCCGAGGAAUCCCUCACCGCGGACCAGUACCGCACACAGAUGGAGGUGUGCCGCAAGUUGCUGGAGCGAGUGGACACCUCACGUUCAAAAGAGUACGCAACGAGGACGGACAACAGUGCGGACGUGAACGCCGCGCUCGGCGGAAUGGGCUCGGCAGGGGGGCUGCUAACCGCCAAUGAAGGCGGGACCACCGCGAAGCCGCGAGUACCGGACGCGGAUGACAAUUUUCUGGCGGAGCUCGGGGGCGCGACCCCAACGGGUGGUCCGACUGGAGGAGGUGGUUUCGGAACUACGAGCAAUAACCCCUGGGCCACAACGUCCUCGAACGCCGCGAGUACAACCGUGACAAACUCGAAAGCCUCCUCCGACGCGAAGUCCGAUUUCGACUUGUUGCUCAGCGGCCCGACUGUUCCGUCGACCAGCAACAAUUUCGCGAAGACGAGCUCCCGCACCUCCGGCAGUGGGGGCUCGUUGCUGGAUGAUGGAUUUGGAAACAUGAUGAACACGACGUCGAAUAAUUCCAACCCUGGGUCGACGAGCAACAUGCUGGACUUGUUUUCAACAUCCGGGCCGCCAGUGAGCACGACGAGUUCCAUGCCGAUUAGCAAGCCGCCGAGUAAUCCGUCGAUUCCUAUGCAGCUGCCGAUUCCAGGUUCGGGGCCCGCAGCGUCUUCCGCUGCGAGGCAGGACGACUUGCUGUCUAUGAUGGGGACGACGACGACUACAACAUCCACCGGCGCCGGUGGUAUUAACAUGUCCGGCACUACUAGUAGCGCCAACCCCCUCGCGCAACUAAACGAUCCGGGUUUCUACAACUCCUCUGGAGUGAUGACGGGGACUUCCGCUGCGACUUCGAGCACGUUGACGGGUGGGUUGCAAAGCUUCGAUUUGCAGAAGACCGGCGUCAGUUCGCAGUGGGUCGGGAUGGCGAACAUGCAGGGGGAUCCGUUCGCGGGGUUGGGGAGCGCAGGUGGUAGCGCUAGUACAGGGGGAAUGAAUUCAUCUACCUCAUCGUCCGGGGGAAUGCAGCUUCCAGGUGCUGCAGGCGGAGCAGGUAAUGUUAAUCCGAUGAUGGGCGGAAUGGGUGGAGGCGCGAACAACCUCAUGAUGAACAUGAGCCCGAUGGGGGGCAUGAUGCCAGGUGGAGGACAGCAGCAGCAAAAUCCCAUGAUGAACAUGAAUCCGAGUGGUAAUCCUAUGAUGAACAUGGGGAAUAAUCAAAACCAAGCGAACUCCCAGUUCUCCCCCUUUCCAAGAACAAAUAACGACCCAUUUGCCGGGUUGAUGUAAGAGCAGAAAAGCGACGCACUUUUUGCUUUUCCUCCGAAAGACCGCAAUGCUUUCACUACGCAGUAAGACGACAU
Amoebophrya sp. A120 is the source of this 5122-nucleotide messenger RNA. NCBI's taxonomy places the organism in Eukaryota, Dinophyceae, Syndiniales, Amoebophryaceae. The record is from the annotation of a GenBank genome assembly.